Molecule: messenger RNA, 1766 nt
Organism: Daldinia decipiens
Lineage: Eukaryota; Fungi; Ascomycota; Sordariomycetes; Xylariales; Hypoxylaceae
Exons: 3
Coding region: 457-1440 (327 amino acids)
Source: RefSeq, a predicted model, not a curated record
CCAUCCAUCAUUACCCUUUGAGUUCAAGUGAACUCGGAAGAGAUUAUGGAUGUGUAUGGACAGUCGUCCCUUAACCAAGGGACUCCAGGUGAAGAAUCACCCUUCAGUACCGGAUUUCAGGCGUUACUCAGCGACGCGACUAAGACGACUAGCUCAGCGUCAACUUCCUAUGGAGGUCCUAACUCCUCAUUCGCAUCCGCAGGAUUCGUCAUCGAUCUUGGGGGUAGUGGUCCCCAUGGUCGACCUGGGGUCGGUAGCGUAUCUGAAGACGAUUUCAAGGUCAAGCAAGAGGUUUCUGGCCCAUCAUUAGAUAGCGAUAGCACUACUGCUUUGGGGGGCACGUCUCGGAAUGGUAAGCAUCGCAAUAUUUCUCCUGCCUGCUAGUUAACAUCGCUCUAACUAUGAUCCCAAGCUGCCUUCAUCCCUCUAGUCAAUACUGCAUCCAGAGGCAGUACAAUGUCAUCUUUGAGUCUACCGGCCCGCCCCAUCGACGCUGGCAAUAUAGCCACCCCAGAGGUUGUAUUAAAGCGCCCCAUCCUUUCUAGGCCAAUCUUUGGUAUUACUCACGGUGCUACCGUUCCUCCUCAAGGGCCAUCCGACCUUGCUCAAGAUCAAAGCGGUAGCCAAGGGGGUGUUGAGCCAGAGCAUGCGGUAAAUUGCCCUGCUAUAGACGGUAAAUUCGUCACUCCUGCAAUGCUUCUGAGCCAAGAGUGUCAGAAAAGACGAUUCAACCCGCAGUUUACAGAAUGGCACGAUCGCAACGGCCGUUGUAAGUGCUCUGUCAGUCUCAAGGGGUUGAUAGUUACCGAUAUACGUGCAUACGAUACGGCUUCCGAGGCAAAGACGGCUAUUUCCAGAAAGGCUCUAAUAGAAGUUCGCAAGUUGCCGUGCGAGGAUCCGGCAGGUAAACCUGCAGCGAUCCUUACGGAGGUUGUCAAGCAGGGCAUAUACAAAGACGUGCCCGACUUCUUCGGGUUUGGUUCGGCGCAGACGGAGAAUAAACCAAACCCCCAACAGCAUCGCAAUAAUCAGCAUACCCAAGUUGCUCCUUUCAUGCAGGAGCAUCGUGUCAGCCGUUAUCAACCCCCUGGCAAUUUCUCCAAUGACCGCUACGACAACUACAAUCUUCACGAUCAACAGAAUUUUCUGAUGAGUCAAGUCCAAUACUUGUUCGGUCACAUCAACGGACCUAGCAACAGGAUCGCAGAGGAUCCCUUGGCCUCUCGUGCCUUCCUAGAGGGCAUAGCCUUAGGCUCACGGCUAGGUCAGUCAACUAUACGCCGUCCCGACGCGUACACCUACGCCCCGCCCUCGGCUCCUCAGAGACUGAAUGCUCGGCCACAUGGCGAUAGUGGCCGCCGCCGGGAGCGAUCCCCUGUCACAGGUCCUAGGUCCCAUCAUAAUCGAGUGAGAUCGCCACUUCGUCGCCGCAACCAUUAAGAUAUCUACCAGCUUGCUCAUUGGCCUUGAAUAGAUAUUAUCUCGGUUGCAGAUCGCCCUAGAUCAAGUUGCCUUUGCACACAGCUUAUAGUUCUUUGUCGUAGAUCGGUCGAGUAUUUUACGCGGAGGGUUCUAGGUGGAGAACCACAUGAUCCCAUUUCCCGAUACGUAGGAAAGGAUAUUGCGUUGCAUUUUCGUUAGAUCGUUAUGGAUGUUGUUUCUCUGCAGUUUCCUUCAGUCAGAAAAAAAGACACCAAAAGAAAAUUUGCACCAAUUCUCGCAACUUGGUUAUUUGUGACAAUGCUGUAUUGCUCUUAGAUCUUGCU